This is a messenger RNA of Protopterus annectens (West African lungfish), 791 nucleotides long. Its product is annotated as transforming growth factor beta receptor type 3-like. Bases 354 to 791 code for a protein of 145 amino acids. Lineage: Eukaryota; Metazoa; Chordata; Ceratodontiformes; Protopteridae. The transcript has 5 exons. The record is from RefSeq and is a predicted model, not a curated record.
CCUGCAGUCGGGUAGCCAAAGUAAUGCAUUUAAUCACACUGUGCAUUUGUGUUAUUUUUUUUUUUUUUAGUGCUCACCAAGUAAUGCACGAAAAGCUGAAAUAAGCAUUUAAAGGAAACACCAUCUAAACUCAAGCAAGAUUUGUACUGGCAAAAGUUUCCUGGUUAAAUACUUCAGGUUGAAAAAAGAUCUUUGGUCUCCAGAGCUCUCAGUAUGCCAGAUGGAUUUUUCCAGUUGUUUAUAAUUAGUGACAUAAUGGCGUGUCAUAUGGUGCCAAGAAAGAUAGUGUGCAUUCACCACCUCUGCUGCAACUAUCACCUGUGAACCUACAUUGUAAACUGACCACACAGAUAAUGUCCAAGAGGGCUGAGUGCCAUGUUUUAAUAUUCUUCCUCUUAGCUUUGAUCCAAGGCAAGGAAGAUUCAUUUUACCCAGGGUGGUGCCAUAUGUCCCCUGCUACACAGCAACAUCCAGUGCAGGGCGUCCUGGAAGUUUAUCAGACUGGAAAAGGCUGCAACAGUCAUGGGACAGCAGCUUUACCCCAUGAAGUACACAUUAUCAACCUGAAAGAGACAGCAAUGCACCAAAAUCUACCUGAGGUAACACUGCAUCUGAAGCCAGUCUCUAGUUCACAGUCUAUUCAGCAUAAACUUGCUGUCUUCAUCCUUAACUCUCAGAAUCCAGUAGUAUGGAAACUGAAUGUGGAACAGCCUUCCAGCAGUAUGCAACAUAUAUUUCAUGUAAGUCUGCUGGUUGUCCAUACCAGAAACAAAUGUGGGACUUCUACAUAA